Mytilinidion resinicola is the source of this 860-nucleotide messenger RNA. Its product is annotated as ribosomal protein 60S. Lineage: Eukaryota; Fungi; Ascomycota; Dothideomycetes; Mytilinidiales; Mytilinidiaceae. Bases 357 to 695 code for a protein of 112 amino acids. Gene Ontology annotation, cellular component: cytosolic large ribosomal subunit; ribosome. Gene Ontology annotation, biological process: cytoplasmic translational elongation. The transcript has 5 exons. Gene Ontology annotation, molecular function: structural constituent of ribosome. The record is from RefSeq and is a predicted model, not a curated record.
GCACAUGCUGCGCUUGGAGAGAGCGGGAGGGUGGAAGAAGAAUGAAGGCGGCGACCCGGGCAGGCUUUAUACGCGAGCCAGAGAGAGUGUACAGGUGAAUGUGCGGGAGAGUGGCGUGGAAGAGUCGACGGAUGAGGUGGGCAGAACAGACCAAGCCAAGGAAACCGCAUUCGACGCUAAUAAUUUCUUGGCGCGCACGUGACCCACGAACGGAUGUCCAAUUUGAGGCCGCCGCCUUUUGCUUUGCGACUCCACCAACAACCACACCUCAGGACUCGUAUUCUCAGUCUCCGGCACCGCGGUUAAAUCGAUUGAGUCUCUAGUUCUCUAAAGCCUACCCUCCACAAUCUACCAAAAUGAAGCAUCUCGCAGCAUACCUUCUCCUCGGCCUCGGUGGAAAUACCAGCCCUUCCGCUAAGGACAUCACCGAAGUGCUCGAGUCCGUUGGAAUUGAGGCCGAUUCCGACCGUCUCGAGAAGCUCUUGAGCGAGCUCAAGGGGAAGGACAUCUCCGAGCUCAUCGCCGAGGGUUCAUCCAAGCUCGCGUCCGUGCCAUCUGGUGGCAGUGGAGGCGGAGCACCAGCUGCUGGUGGUGCCGGUGGCGCUGCUGCUGCUACCGAGGAGGCCGCCGCGCCCGCUGCGGAGGAGGAGAAGGAAGAGUCCGACGAGGACAUGGGUUUCGGUCUCUUCGACUAAGCGUGUCGUUGUGGGAUUUCGUCAACACAUUGCAUGGAAAGGAAAACGGUGUUUGCAUUACGGAAUAUUCGACGAGUGGCAUGCGGAGGAGUUUGGAAGCCGUUGCGCGAGCUGGAUGGCUCGAAUUUGCAUGUCAAUUCAAUGCCAGCAAUCUCUGGAAUACCU